AUGCCCAGGACGGCCCUGUGCAAGAAUUGGCCUAUUCGAAAUGUCAGUGGCUCCCCUGUCGAAAGUAAAGCUGGAGUCACCCCGAUAUUUGAGGCACAGCUGUGCUUAGUGAUACCAGAAUUAGUUUUCUCUCCAUCCCUGGAGUCUGGAGUGAAGGGUGGCUUCUACGACACCGUCGAGGGUCUGGUGGCCAACAUUUUUGGAAUAUCGUCUUUGGUGCCACGGCUUUCCCCACAGGACGGCUCUCUCCACUACCAGGUUGACAUGGAGGGCGUGGCCCACUUGGCCAGCUUGAGGAGCACGCUCCUGGACAGGGUUCAGAGCAUGAUGGCCCUCUGCAGUGGCUAUCGGAACACUUUCAGCCAAUACUCCUACCUCUACGUGGAGGACCGGAAGGAGGUUCUGAGUCAGUUUCUGUUGUAUGGACGUGUCCUCACACCCGAGGAAAUGGAAGCCCACAUAGAUGAUGGCCUUCCAGAGAACCCCCCUCUCCUCCAUCAGUUCAAGGCACAGAUCGACUCCUACGAAAAGCUCCACGAAGAAGUGUGUGGGCUGGAGCCCGUCAAGGUGUUUGACGGCUGGAUGAAAAUCGACGUGCGACCCCUUAAAGCAUCUCUGCUGAACCUCAUUAAGAGGUGGAGCCUCAUGUUCAAGCAGCAUCUCGUUGACCACGUCACUAACAGACCGAGCACAAGUGGAGGAGGGGCAGAGAGAGGAAGACACAGAAUCCGAAGCAGGCUCCAGGCUCCGAGCUGUCAGCAUAGAGCCCCAUGCAGGGCUCGAACCCGUGAACCGUGAGAUCAUGACCUGAGCUGAAGUCAGCUGCUUAACCGACUGAGCCACCCAGGCGCCCCUCUCUCAUUUAUCAUUCUGUCCCCAGAAACUGGAGCCAUGGUUGGGCUCAAAUAUUUGAUACAUUGAUCUAUCUCAUUCUAUGUAAUAGAUGCUCAAUAAAUAUUUUUGAAAUAAAGACUGAAUCUCACUUAACUCCCACCAUAACCAGUGAGUUUUUCCAAUCAUAUAGGUGAGGAAACUGAGGCCCAGAGAUGGCAAAUGACUUGGCCGUGGUUACACAUCUAGUGAGUGUCCAAAUCAAACCCAAGUGUGGUAUGACUUUCGAGGCCAUGAUAUUUUUUUUCCCAGUGUUUUGAAAUUUUUUUUCCUAAAUUUCACCUUGAAAUAAUGUCAGACUUAAAAAAAAAAAAAAGUUGCCAAAACCGUACAGAGCUCACGUGUACCUUCCCUGAGCUUUCUCAAAUGAUGCCAUCUUCUCUAAUCAUAAUGUAGUUAUCAAAGCCAGAAAGUUGAUGUUGGUGUAGAACUAGUUUCUGAUGUACAGGCCGCCUUCCCAUUUCACCAGUCGCCCCACUAACGUGUCCUCUCUCCUCCGGCGCGGAGGUCCCGGUCUCUGUCUUUCACGGCUGUGAAAACACGA
Molecule: messenger RNA, 1435 nt
Organism: Panthera uncia (snow leopard)
Lineage: Eukaryota; Metazoa; Chordata; Mammalia; Carnivora; Felidae
Product: dynein axonemal heavy chain 9-like
Exons: 4
Coding region: 1-798 (265 amino acids)
Biological process (GO): microtubule-based movement
Cellular component (GO): dynein complex
Molecular function (GO): dynein light intermediate chain binding; minus-end-directed microtubule motor activity; dynein intermediate chain binding
Source: RefSeq, a predicted model, not a curated record